Molecule: messenger RNA, 5760 nt
Organism: Somion occarium
Lineage: Eukaryota; Fungi; Basidiomycota; Agaricomycetes; Polyporales; Cerrenaceae
Source: the annotation of a GenBank genome assembly
AUAUAAGCUUGCCAUUAACUUUAACGACUUUCAUAACUACGGUUCUCUCGUUGUCUACUGUACUAGAUUUCCGAGAGGAUACACUGCAAUAUCUGGAACGAGAAUAUCAAAGCGUACUUUGACGGUAUGCAUCUAAUUCUCUGUCUUAUUAUUAGCAAACAGUGGAAUACUGAACGAAGUUCUAGUUCUAAGCUUCAGGUUAUCAUACUAAUAUUCUUGCUAUAGAAGGUUGACACAUUCCAUAACGACCUUCGAUCCUCUUCUCUCCUUUGAAGUUCAUACCCAGUUCCCAUUCGCAUAUAUGCAUGGCUUCAAUAACGCAGCCGCACAGAGGCUUCGAUGAUAUUGUUCACCUCCUCAAGAGCAAGAAACCUACGGAUCAACCGGAAGACGAGCACCCUCAGGAUCCUCCUCUUGGUGUUCAUCCACAACCCCCACGUCAUGAAGACUCACCCGCACAGAAAGCAGAGCAAUCAACGACUAUUGCAGACCUCCAGGCCUCUCUCAAGCGACGUGAAGCCAAAGACGAGGUUCAGACUACGGGGAUGACAAUGCCUUCUGAAGGACAAGGCCAUGUUGUAAGAGGGAAGGAAGAAGUGGACGAGGAAGAGAAGGAUGAGAAGAGAGAAGGCGAAGACGGAGUUGGUCAACUUCGUGAGAAUGGGAAACCUUCUCUUAGUGAGAAGGGGAAGUCACGUCCUCGUCAAGAAGAGAAGUAUCAGCAUGGGCAGGCCAGUAAACAUCGUCCGGCUGUCCAGGUCAAUGACCUAAACGAGACCAGCCCUCGGUCGAGCAAUGCCUCUCGUUCGCAAACUCAACCAGUGCGACGUACAGCUAGAAAGUCGUCGAUUUCUGGCAAUGGUCAUCCAUACCCCACGACUCCCUCCGGUCCUCCGAGGUCAAUCUCUUACCACUACUCCAUGUCUGGUGCCAACGUUCCCCCUUCUCGCUCUGGAAGCCAUGAAGACGGUUCAGCCUUCCUUCAUGUCCCAGGUCCGGAUGAUGAGACAGUAGAAGACGUGGAUGAAAAUGAAUUCGCCCCUCCCACUUCUGAUUUCCGCAGUGCCCUGGAGUAUGAGGAUCCAGAGCAGCGUGAACGCGAACGAGAGAUCGCGGAACGCAAAGGAAAGCGGAGAGAACGAGAAGGAUACUUUCCCGAGACGUGGAACCCUGUGCGAUGGCUGUCUGACUCACCUCGAGGAGAACCUUCACCUUUCACCGCCGAACCUCAAGAACAAGAAGAACACGCACCCGAUGAAGCGGAGACGUCGACACCUCACCAGUCACCUCAUCUCAAAAACUCGUCAACAGCGGCAUCAUCACCACGUCUGUCAGGUCGUUCUCGUUCGUUGCCACACAUCAAGAUUGACACUAAGGGCGGCGGUACGGGGGCUCCAAAGUGGGGCCGACUGCGCUCGUUGCUUCCUCAUGUAGCGAGCCAAGCAAGAGCUCAGGCUAGUGCGCCGUCCGCUGUCGUGUCUACCUCUGUCAAUAUUACCGACGAGCUGAUUGCUGGUGGGCUUUCUACCUUGAUGUUGCGCCUGUGGUUCGAGCGGGACGAAAGGGGUCAUCGACGAGUGCCUGUUCUCUUCCAUCGCCUGCGCAUUCGUGUCAGCGAUAGCUUGCAUCCUACGCAUGGUCACAAGGCGGUCUUCCGAAUUGAAUGCGAGUACGCCAACGGUGCCGCUCGCUGGGUCAUCUACCGCCAGCUGCGAGAAUUCCUGUCUCUUCACACCCACUACGCCAUUUCAAACGCGUACAACAGGAAUGUUGAUACAUUGCCCGAUUUCCCUCGUACUAGCCUUCCCUAUUUCAAAUGGCUGAAAGAGAGAGAUAGUGAGGUAGGGAAAUCAGACUUCGCUCGUCUGCAACGUGAAGCACUCGAGAACUACCUCAUUGGAUUAAUUCGUGCAGUGAUGUUUCAUCCUGCCGCCAACCGUUUGGCCAGCUUUUUGGAGAUCAGUGCGCUCUCAAUUGCGCUUGCUCAGUCGGGGGGCUCCCAGUAUAAGGCGGGCUUCUUGCGAAUACAUCCGUCUUCGGCUAAAGGCGGUGGCGGUUAUGGGCGUAAGAAUACAAGCUGGCGGGACAAACAGACCCAAAGGUGGUGUGCUGUACGAGAAAGUUAUCUCGUCAUACUUGAGGAAAUGGGUGAAUUGACAGUCUACGAUGUCUUCAUCGUCGACCAAGACUUCAAGAUAGAGCGUCCAGUACGGUAUUACCGUCAAGGUCUCAACCUCUUGAAUAUACCAGAGGGUGCCAUUCAUCCCACUGGGCACGCCCAUGAUACCGAGAAGAAGGCGCCUGAUGCUCGAAGUCAUGUUGGUUCUACCAUGGGCUCGAUCAAAUCCUGCGUUUCUAGAGUCUUUAAAUUGUCUCAUCAUCACGAUGGUCAUCAAGAAAUGAAUCAAACCGCAGAGGGAGUUGCUUCAGGCUCACAUCAGCAGCAACGUCGUCGUUCAAAUACUAUGUCAUCUACCACUACUACGGAUGAUGAAACUGAGGAAGAGGAACGUCCACUGACCCCAAUGUUGGAUCCUUCGACCAAUACCAACCCACUGGAAGACGCAUCUGAGAAGCCUCAUGGCCCACAGGACGACGAAAAGAACAAGGGAAAGAAAAAGAAGCGUAGCGGUGACGUCUCUAAACAUGUGUUCUAUAUUGAGAACUCUCAGAUGCGGCUGAAGCUCUUUGCCAAAAAUGAGCGUCAAAUGCUGCAGUGGAUCGCUGCGCUUGAGAAGGUUGCUCGUGAGUCACAUUACACGGGCACAAACCGUUUCGACAGCUUCGCCCCCAUUCGUUUGAAUGUCGCUGCUCAGUGGCUUGUUGACGGUCGUGAUUACUUUUGGAAUCUUUCGCGCGCGAUUCUAUUGGCCAAAGAAAGUAUUUAUAUCCAUGAUUGGUGGCUCUCCCCAGAGCUGAAGAUGCGUCGUCCGGGUCUGGACAAAUAUCGUUUGGAUCGCCUGUUGGAAAAGAAGGCCAAAGAAGGAGUCAAUAUCUAUAUCAUUCUCUACCAAGAAGUCUCCAGUCGGACUACUCCUACAGACAGCAACUAUGCCAAGCAGAGGCUCAUCUCACUGCAUCCUAACAUCUUGGUACAGCGGUCACCAUCUCAUUUCCAGACAGGCACGUUCUACUGGGCUCAUCACGAGAAACUAUGCGUGAUUGACCAAGCCAUCGCUUUCAUGGGUGGCCUUGAUCAAUGCUUCGGACGAUGGGACACGCCUCAACAUGUUCUUGUUGAUGAUCCUGAGAUUGCGGAAACCGAAGAACCCAUUUGGCCUGGCAAGGACUACAGUAACCCAAGGGUUAUAGAUUUCCACGCUCUGAACAAGCCAGAAGAGGACAUGUAUGAUCGUUCCAAAGUUCCUCGCAUGCCAUGGCACGAUGUUUCUAUGCAGAUGGUAGGACAGCCCGCUCGCGAUCUCGCUCGACAUUUUGUACAAAGAUGGAACUUUCUUCUGAGGAUCAAGAAUCAUACCCGCCUCAUGCCUUUCUUACUACCUCCUCCGGAGUUCCGUCCCGGUGAACUCGCUGCUAUGGGGUUGACAGGUACAUGCGAGCUCCAGAUAUGUCGUUCGGCCGGCAGCUGGUCAAUGGGUACUCCAGAGAGGACAGAGCUAUCCAUUCAAAAUGCCUAUCUCAAAGCUAUCCAACUAUCUGAGCACUUCGUGUAUAUCGAAAAUCAGUUCUUCAUCACCUCGACCGUGGUGAACGAAGUCAAGAUAGAAAACAAGAUUGGUGAUGCCAUUGUACACCGCAUCAUCCGAGCACAUCGCGAAGGAACUCCAUGGAAAUGCUGUGUAUUGAUUCCCCUUCUCCCCGGCUUCACGUUCCCAGUAGAUCAUAGCGACGCAAGUGCGAUUCGAAUAAUCCUGGAAUGCCAAAACCGGACUAUCUCUAGAGGACCGAAUUCGAUAUUUUCUCGCCUGAGGAAAGAAGGCAUUGAUCCCGAUGAUUACAUUUCUUUCUUUUCUCUGCGAAACUGGGGAAAGUUACGCCACGACGUCCUCACUACCGAGCAGGUCUACAUUCAUGCUAAAGUUUGCAUUGUUGACGAUAAACUCGCGAUUAUUGGAAGCGCAAACAUCAACGAGAGGUCUCAACGCGGUGAUCGUGAUUCCGAGCUUGCAGCUGUCAUUCGUGACACGGAUAUGAUUGACUCGACAAUGGCCGGGAAGCCGUAUAAGGUCGGCCGAUUUGCGCAUACACUACGAGUCAGGCUCAUGCGCGAACAUCUUGGCAUCGACGUGGAUGCAAUGUACGAGGAUGACCUCAUGGCAUUCGAACCGACGAAGCAGGAGCAUGAAAUGCAGGAGUGGGACCCGGAUACAGAGCAAGAGUAUGGUAGGGAAGCGGGUGUCACGCAUGUGGGCAAAUCCCAACGCAGGACUGCUACCAAGGACCUAAUGCAUGACACGCUCGGCGGUAUUCAGCAAGUAUUGCGUGGUACGGGUGAUAACGUAGCCAAGGAUACGGCGGCAUUCCUAAGCAAAACUGGAUUGAUGACGGAGGACCCGACUGCCAACGCCGGUGAGGCAAGUCUUGGCGAAGAACGCACGACAUACAACAAGGAGGGCGAGAAGGUGCCCGGUUUCACAAGUUCCGUAGUGCCGACGUUGGAAGAGAAAACGAUCGCUGAGCAAGGCCUAGCCAAUGGUCAAGCUGAUGGAGAGGUUUCUGAAGAUUCCGCCUCUCACGAUACUGUCCGAAAACACGGUGACGAUGCUAAUAGGGAGGUAUCAAACGGUCAUGCCGAAGUUCGCACACCGGGGUCCGCUCAUGUUGCCGGAGAGCUCUUUGGUACACCGGCUGGUGCGGACACCAAACAUGAUGACGGGCCGCCCCAAUCACAAGCGUCUGAGGCUGACGAGGAAGAGCACAAGGCCCCCGCUGCUCGUUCUACUCUGCGCAGACAUCUCACAGCGAAACUAGAUUCCAAGUCUGGGUCGAAACCUUGGGUGCUGCCCACGCCAACCCCUCACGUUGAUCCUUACGGCUUUGAGGACCCGAUUUGUGACGAGUUUUGGAAGAAGGUCUGGAUUGGGUGUGCUGUACACAACACGGAGAUCUUCCGUAAAGUUUUCCAUGCAAUCCCCGAUGACAUAGUAACAACUUGGAAACAGUACAAGGAGUUCAUUAUUCACCAUGAACGCUUGAACCAACCUAUGAGAGAUGUGCCUACCCCUGAACCUGUUGCACGUAUUCCGUCUGAAUCUGGAGAUCAAGGUGCGCCAGGACAAGCAACGGAGAAACCUGAUAGUCCUACGGAUGAAGCUGGCCCGAAGGCAAAGGAUUACGCAGAGGACCAGGCUUCCACAUCUAGUGCACAGCCGCCGACCAAUGGGCCAGAAGCGCGAAGCCGCAAAGCCAAUCGCGGGUCUGAACCUUUCAGUCUAGCGGAUAGGGACGAAAUGGAGCGACUUCUUGAAGAGGUACGAGGCCAUCUUGUGGUGUAUCCGACUCGUUUCCUUGAGGGUGAGGAUAUCUCCAACAACUUCUUGUUCAAUGCCGAUAGGUUGCUUCCCUUACCCAUCUAUGAUUGAUCUCAUCACUCCACUUCAUUUCUUCCUGACACCCACCUUCAUUAUUCUCGGGCAUCUUUUCUUGACUUCUCGCAAAUGGACGUUUCUUGUACCUCGAAUUUUCAGCUUUUUGUCUCUAGCAGAUACUUACCGUAAGAUUGGAUUGCCUAAUUUUCAUGUAUUGACACGGAUAUUUGGCCUCUCAAUAUUCAAUCGGGAUGUUUAUUCUCGCUAAUCC